AUGUCGUAAGGUAAGGUCAAAUAAUAUUAAUUGAAGAUUAGAGGGUAGACUUUCGAACUUAAACCCAGUGAGGACUUCAACUAUUCCGCAAUCAACUAAAAUGAUAGGAUGAGAAACUAUCUCAAGGCCAAAUAUGCAGCAAACUUAAUUCAGAUUCAAGAUAAUAAUGGGAUCAAGAACUUUAAAACAAUAAAUGGAUUGCAGGCUGCUUCAAUAAUCUACCAUUUGAUAAAGUAAUUUGCUCCAAACUAUAAUGUCUAGCCUAAGUUUGAGGAGAAUGAGAUCCUGCAAAUAUUUAACAUGCUUAAAUACCCUGGAACGAUCAGAUCAGAUGCAAUCAAAGCUGUAGGGGCUUAAACCACAAUAGCUUUUCUGAUUAGAGCACUAUAUUGGUUAUAUCUAGUCACUAAAAUCUAUUUUAUCAGAAAAGAGCCACAGAUUGAAGAUUAGGAGGAUGAUUUUAUAUAAGAAGCUGAUAAUGAAGAUAUGUCUAAUUACGACUCUAAAAGAAAAUCAAGAAAAAGCUUGAAUGAAGAAGAUGCUGAGAUGGGUGACGAGGAUGAACUCUGGUAUGAACCAUACGAGUAGAUUUUCUUGGAUAUUUUAGUAGAGACAUCUGCAUAUAGUUCCUAUUAAACUCCUCAUUAGACUACCUACGACUUAAACAAUCAAGUUAAACUAAAACUAAGACCAGUAAUCAAAUUAAUGAUGCAUGAAUAUCAAGAAUACCUCUACUAAAAUGAGGAAGUUGAAUUCCAUUAGAUUUAUGAAUAAGUUUGCUCAAUGGUUCAUCAGAAGAUUAAUGACUAGAAAUAUGCUAUUGAUGAUAAACUCUUGAAAAUUAAUGCCAUUUAAGAGUAGAUUCAAGAUGCAGAGGGUUACAUUCCAAAUAUAGAUCAAUUGUAAAAGGAAAAUGAGUAGAUAAGACUUAAUAUUGAGGAAGUAAAAAACCAACAUAAAAUCAAAGGAUUAAAGAUCAAUUAAAAGCAUGAUAGCAUUUAAAAGCUAAAAACUUUGAUAGAGCAAGAAAAGCUAAAAUAGCAAGAGAUACAAUAGGAAAUUUAAUAAAUAAAUUUGAUAGUAAAAGAACAACCAAUAACUAAGCAUGAAGCAGAUCUAAUUAUAAGGGAAAGAGAUGAAAAUUAAGCUCAGAUUUAAAAAGCAGAGUUGUCACUUAAGAAUUUAGAAGAAUUGAGAAGGACGACUGAGUCAUAAAUAACAUAGACAGACAAGGAAGUUGCAAAUACAGCUUAGACAGUUAAUUAAGUUUUGGUCUCCUUGAAAUUACAAGAGUAAGGUAGAAUGACUGAGGCUACUCCUGGAAAAUACUCUAAAGGCAUUCAUAUAAAGAUGCUGUAAAAUGGACAAUUUGAUAAUUCAGUGGAUAUGAUCAGAGAUGUAGCACCGAUAGUAGAAGAACUUAAGCUCAAAUGGAGAGAUAAGCUGGAUUAAUAUUCUGAGGAUAAACAAAGGCUAAAUUAAGUGAUAGUUUAAGUAGAGAUUGACAAGCGAAACUUGGAAGAAGAAAUCAAAAGAAUAAUAGCAUUCAAUGAGCAUUAGAAUAAAAAUAUGGCUGGAGUAGGAAUAUCAAAGGCAAGUGAGAAAAUACGUAAAGACUACGAAAAUAUGAAGUUGAAACUGAAUCAAUUAGAGUUAGAGAAUGAAGAUUUAAAGAAGUAGGUGUUAAACGGAGAGACGGAGAUCAAAGACCUAGAGCUGGAAUUUCAAAGGAUAAAGGAAGAAAAUGAGGAUGAAAGUAAGAAGUUCUAUCAUGAAAUAAAUGAACUUCAAUAAAUAUCCAAUGGCCUGAUGGCGGAUAUAAAAGCAUUUAAAAGAUAAAUAGGUGGCUUUUGCGAAGGGAUGAAGGUUGAUUUAAAGAGUUACUAUGAUGGAUUAGCUUAGAUUUUUAGAUAAAAUGAAGGCUAGUCAUAAGGUAUUCAAUAAUAAAAUUAAUGA
Messenger RNA from Stylonychia lemnae, 1956 nucleotides. Lineage: Eukaryota; Ciliophora; Spirotrichea; Sporadotrichida; Oxytrichidae. The record is from the annotation of a GenBank genome assembly.